CCUGAUAGUCCGUUUCCUCAGGCUCUUCCAUAUCUUGACAGAUGUGGUCAAGUGAAGACCCACUUUGUGCCUCCCAAACCCCGCAAAUUCGUGGAGGCGUUUCGCCAACAACUGACCAGCACGGGAGGCUCUGAGGCCUCUGUGGAGUCAAUGGCCGCUGUUCCGGAAGCGCAAUCAACUCGUCUCAGCAGUAACUCGUCAUGUUCACUCACUGGUCACAACACCGUGGUUCCAGGCAAAUUCGAUCAAACCACUCCCCGCACACUGCCGCCACAUCUUGCUGGUGCAGACCGCAAGUUGAGCACUCUUUGCUCUACCGCUCGGGUCACCGUUUACAGGCGUUGGAGCGCAGAGGCCUCCGCUGCCCGGCGGCCCCCACUUUUUGGGACAAUCGUACCAGCUAGAACGCAGUCCCCAUCACAAUUUACAGACGUCUUCAUUGUUAAAUGGAGCGAGGAACCGGUUCAAAUGCAAAUUGACGUAAAAACGGGCCAUCUCAUCCUGUCUUAUAUGGAGGAACGCCUACGCAAUAGAGACCGACUGGACGCUGACUGGGCGGCAAUAAGUUCUUACGAAAGUGAAGAGGCUGUCCCCUGCGAGGCCGCGAACAAACCGGAGAAUGCUUGUAAGAAUCGAGCCAGCUGCCCUGUUCCCUAUGAACAAACGCGCGUUAUGCUCUCUAAUCGUGGAAACGGCUACAUCAACGCAAGUCUAGUGUUUGACCAUGAUCCGCGCACUCCGACCUAUAUUGCUGCCGAAACGCCGCUGCCUGGUACGGUGGCCGCCUUCUGGCAGAUGGUGUGGGAGCAGUUCGCAGUGGUCAUUGUUUGCCUGGAACCAGAUAGCGCUCUCGAGCAGGUGAUGGGGAAUUGCCUUGACAGCGGGACAGACAACAUUGACACAAACACCCAGGCUCGCUACUGGCCUCCGGAGGGCUGCUCAGUGUACGGAAAGUUCGAGGUACGUUUUCAAAGUUGGUCCUCCUCGCUGAAGCCUUUAGAAUCAAUCGCUUUGUUUUGA
Molecule: messenger RNA, 1020 nt
Organism: Dibothriocephalus latus
Lineage: Eukaryota; Metazoa; Platyhelminthes; Cestoda; Diphyllobothriidea; Diphyllobothriidae
Source: the annotation of a GenBank genome assembly